AUGGCAAAGGAGGGGGUUCGAGAUGAAGACGCAGACAAACAAAAAGCAAGCCCCGACGUAAACAGAUCGCCAGACAGGCAUUCUGUGGUUGGGUUUGUGAUCCAGAAUACUAACAAGAAACCUCAAGGAAUGAAAGGCGCGAUGUGUAAAGAGGGUUACCAUGGCCUACGCUGUGACCAGUUUGUGCCCAAGACAGAUGCUAUCUUGUCCGAUCCAACGGAUGAACUUGGGAUCGAGUUCAUGGAGAGUGGUGACACCUACCAGAGGCAGGUGCUGUCCAUCUUCAGUAUUGCAUCAGGGAUUUGUCUCCUUGGAGUGGCAUGUAUGGCUCUCUACCGCCGCAACAAGAAGCAUCGCGAAAAACUCCAGGCUCAUUUUUCUGAGACCCGUAGCUUAAGAGACUGCAGCGUCAACGCCUCUGGCCUCAUGUCCAAAUCUACUCUCAAGCUCCAGUACAGCCUUCAUCUCCAAAAGGGUUGCAACGCUCAUGGAGCAUCUCUUACGGGUGGCAAUGUGACACCAGGCACAUCCUCUGCAACCCCGCCUAUUCUCAGCAAAGCCCUGUCUAAAGGGAAACGUUUCAGGAGUAGCUCCCUCUCACUCAGUCCAGCCCAACAGCGGAGAGAGGCCACCCACUUCAGGACCCCACCUAUUUCCAGAGGGAGAAACAAAGUAACAACAAAUCUUAUUGAUGGCUCCCGAGUGGUUGGCCAUGUCUACAAACACUUGCAAGAGGAUGAGUCAACAGACACUGAGUCCAUAAGAAGGUGUGAUUCUGCCACUGGAAGAAUUGGAACUUUCCUCACCAAGACUCCUCUUACUAAUUUUACUGCCAGAAAAGGAUGGAUGGAGGUCCCAUGCACACGUCUAGAUAAAGCAACAACUCUCCUUCCAUCUUCCAUGCGCACCCGCUCUGUGCCCAUCAUCCCAUCACUCCAAGCAUGUGAUUCUGAGACAGAGCAUGUGCACAGUGGUGAGCAAAACCAACCCGGGCCCAUCAAGUGGCACCCUGCACUUGCUGGGAAGAUUGAACCACCAGUUAGCAAUCCUUCCUCUCAGCCAGAGACUGUUAUGUUGAUGAAUAGUGUUUUGCCCAGAAACGUUAGCCCCCCUGCCAUCACCUGCAAUCCACUGGAAUCGGAGGACAUCAGGUCUGCAAAUGCACCCUGCCCUUUCGAAUUUAGUGCAGAGUUUUCCAAGGAUUUCAACCAGAAACACCUCUCCAAUCCCAAGAAAACUUCUGGAUUUUGCAUCGAAUUCCACCACCAUGGCAAAAACAUGCUUGAAGCUGGGACUGUGCAGGAGUCAGAGGAAGGAAAUGUCCAAUAUUCAACCAGAGCACUACACACGGGCAGUGCAACCAGAGGUCUGAAGGCAUCUGGUCAAAAAGAAGUCAAGGGACAGUGCCAAGGUCAGACAUCUCUGGUGAAGGGAGGCGCAAACUGCUUUCUGGCCACUAAAGGACCCAGCUGCAGAGUUACUGGAAACACUUAUGCAAAGCCCUCUGCAAGCUGA
Molecule: messenger RNA, 1515 nt
Organism: Menidia menidia (Atlantic silverside)
Lineage: Eukaryota; Metazoa; Chordata; Actinopteri; Atheriniformes; Atherinopsidae
Source: the annotation of a GenBank genome assembly